AUGGCAAAACCUUUGGAUCACAUCAAGAGACCCAUGAAUGCGUUCAUGGUUUGGUCCAGGGGUCAAAGGAGGAAGAUGGCCCGGGAGAAUCCCAAGAUGCACAACUCAGAGAUCAGCAAGAGGCUGGGCGCGGAGUGGAAGAUGCUCUCCGACUCCGAGAAACGACCCUACAUUGACGAGGCCAAGAGGCUGCGGGCUCAGCACAUGAAGGAGCACCCGGACUACAAGUACAGACCCCGGCGCAAACCCAGAACAGGUUUCCUGAAAAGAGACCAUCUGGUUUUCCCACUGCCGUCGAAGCCCCUGAAGGAGUUUCCUCUGGACCCUUUCUUCCUCCCAGCAGGAGAUAAAGACAGAGCUCUCCUCUCUCCCUCCUCCUCCUCAGUAUUCCUGGAGCCACAUUUCAGUGGAGCUGUUCAGCCGUACAGCGCUCAAGCCUUUGGGUACCAGACAGCUGGGCUUGGGGGGCAGCAGCCUCCUCCCCCCGGACCAGGAUAUGUGAUUCCAUGCGGCUGCAGCGCCUGGUCCUCUGCCUCCUUCCAGCCUCACGUGGCUUAUAUUCUGUUUCCUGGAGGGAUGAAGAGCAGCUUGGACUACUCCUCAUCAGGCUCCAGUGUGUGA
This is a messenger RNA of Nematolebias whitei (Rio pearlfish), 621 nucleotides long. Its product is annotated as transcription factor Sox-14-like. Lineage: Eukaryota; Metazoa; Chordata; Actinopteri; Cyprinodontiformes; Rivulidae. Gene Ontology annotation, molecular function: RNA polymerase II cis-regulatory region sequence-specific DNA binding; DNA-binding transcription factor activity, RNA polymerase II-specific. Gene Ontology annotation, biological process: cell differentiation; regulation of DNA-templated transcription; anatomical structure morphogenesis. The transcript has a single exon. Bases 1 to 621 code for a protein of 206 amino acids. The record is from RefSeq and is a predicted model, not a curated record.